This is a messenger RNA of Lachancea mirantina, 213 nucleotides long. Lineage: Eukaryota; Fungi; Ascomycota; Saccharomycetes; Saccharomycetales; Saccharomycetaceae. The record is from the annotation of a GenBank genome assembly.
AUGUCCCGCGAAGGUUUUCAAAUCCCAACAAACCUGGAUGCUGCCGCCGCAGGCACAACCGCGGCCAGAACCGCGACUUUGAAGUACAUCUGCGCCGAAUGCUCCAGCAAGCUUUCGUUGUCCAGAACCGACCCCGUGCGGUGCAAGGACUGUGGCCACCGUAUCUUGCUGAAAGCGCGUACCAAACGUAUGGUCCAGUUCGAGGCUCGCUAA